AAACAUAACCUACUGCUCCUACUAGUUACGGUAUUAAAUUUAAGACCCCACCUGUAUUUUUUUAUAAAAUGAGUAACAAGAUUACUAGCGAUUCAGAUGAAGAGAAGAAACCAGUUUUAAUAAAGAACGCUACAGACUUACAACGGCUUAAGCUUGAAAAAUUGAUGAAAAACCCUGAUAAACCAGUUGUUAUACCAGAUCCUCCUAAAUCGAAGAAUUUACCACCGCCUCCCGACUUCGUACGAAAUGUAAUGGGUUCGAGUGCUGGUGCUGGUUCUGGAGAGUUCCAUGUUUACAGACAUUUAAGGCGAAAAGAAUAUGCUAGACAGAGAUUCAUUCAAGAAAAGAGCGAAAAGGAAAAACUGGACGAGGAGUAUCACAAAAAAAUAGAAGAUAACAGAAGAGCAGCAGAAGAACGCACUGCUAAGAAACGGGUAAAGAGAUUGAAGAAAAAGCGAAAUGCAAAAAUUAAAGAGAAAAGAAACAAAACAGAAAACAAGGAAGCUGCUUCAUCACAAUCUGAUGUAAGCAGUGACAAUGACAAUGAAAGUAAUGGAAACAUCCAGGAUUGUGAUGGAACUGAUAAGCAGAAGAAUGAGGAUAUAGGUUCAUCAAAAUUUGAACAUAAUAGUAGAAAUAAGUCUGAGAACAUUGAACAAAAAAGCAGUGAGGAUAUUUAACUUUUACUUUGGAAUAGACAAAAUAUCAAGAUUAAUCUAGGUGAUGUAAAUAGUUAUGCAAGAUGAAAUUAUAAAUAAAUACAAAAUUCCUUU
This is a messenger RNA of Bombyx mandarina (wild silkworm), 773 nucleotides long. RefSeq names its product PRKR-interacting protein 1 homolog. Gene Ontology annotation, molecular function: double-stranded RNA binding; protein kinase inhibitor activity; protein kinase binding. Gene Ontology annotation, cellular component: nucleolus. Lineage: Eukaryota; Metazoa; Arthropoda; Insecta; Lepidoptera; Bombycidae. The record is from RefSeq and is a predicted model, not a curated record. Gene Ontology annotation, biological process: negative regulation of protein kinase activity.